Molecule: messenger RNA, 804 nt
Organism: Zophobas morio
Lineage: Eukaryota; Metazoa; Arthropoda; Insecta; Coleoptera; Tenebrionidae
Exons: 6
Coding region: 62-793 (243 amino acids)
Biological process (GO): post-translational protein targeting to membrane, translocation
Cellular component (GO): Sec62/Sec63 complex
Source: RefSeq, a predicted model, not a curated record
UUAGCUAAUGCUGUCUUAAAGUUAGUUAUUAGAGCUUCCUUUUGCUUUUUAGCACAGAAAAAUGGAUUCGGACUUUUUUAACAUCACCAAUACUACGACUGGAAAUGUACAGCCCCGUUUAGAUGUGUUUAAAACUCUGUUUUACUCUUGUGUUAUUGGAAUCACGCUUUACAGUUAUACCAAUCUUUAUUACAAGUUAAGACAACGUUGCUCACUUUUUGAAACUCCUUGGACCAUUGAACCAGGGGUAAAACAAGAUUUUAUUUUCAAAGAAAGAUUUGAUUUUUACAAUCUUCUGGAAAAACAAUCCAACGACAAAAAAAAUUUGCGCGAGCAAUUACUUAAUAGAGCCCUAGAAGUUUAUAAAGCAGUGGAUUUCUACAAAGAAAAAGAGGAAGAAAUUAGACGCAUGAUCACUGCCGGUCUUUUCGAUCACGUUCAUCUACUUAAUCUUAAAGAUGAAGUAAAAUUUAUAGAUACAGAAGUUCAGGAGAUUAAGGAACACGCGAGAUCCAUUCAAGAAGGCUUUGAAGACCAAGUAUUUCAACAAGCCCAGCGCAUGCACUCACAAAAAAAGGAACUUAAUAAGAAACUAAGAUUUAAAAAAUUGAAAAACGAGGGUUUAACGAAGUCUCCACAACCCGAACUGGAAUGGGCUAAAAUGGAAGCCGACAGGAAUGCUCGUGAGCUUUUGGAGAUGGAGGGCUUCUCCAACUUUGAGAUCAACAGGAUCGGAAAGAGGACCAGCAAAACUAGGAAGCUUGGCCACGGCCAAAAGUCUAAAAGAAAAUAAUUAUUAUAAAU